Messenger RNA from Penicillium verhagenii, 351 nucleotides. RefSeq lists its product as uncharacterized. Bases 1 to 351 code for a protein of 116 amino acids. NCBI's taxonomy places the organism in Eukaryota, Fungi, Ascomycota, Eurotiomycetes, Eurotiales, Aspergillaceae. The record is from RefSeq and is a predicted model, not a curated record. The transcript is spliced from 2 exons.
AUGAUCAUCUUUGUCGGUAAACUCAACUACUCUCCUUAUGCCUCGGACGAGCUAUUCUCGGUCGUCUUCCGAGACAACGUUCAGCUUGGCGACAGCGUGACUGUCAUUCACCAAUGGUCGAAAGAUGCCAGCGGAAAAUCGAAAGCUAACUCUGCUCAUCACGGCACCGUCAACAAAGUGACUCUUGUUGAUACGGCGGAGAAGGAUAUUGAAAUCUUCUCGGAUGAGAAGGACCUGACUUAUUAUUGGUACAAGGGAAAGGUCUUGGGUGAGAAGUUGACAUUGUCCAUGUUCAACAAAGGGGGAGAAGAGGUUGCGAAGAAUAUUCAGCUGCAGAUUGCUUUCUUCUGA